Messenger RNA from Haliotis rubra (blacklip abalone), 537 nucleotides. RefSeq names its product probable splicing factor, arginine/serine-rich 7. The coding region runs from base 1 to 537 and encodes 178 amino acids. The record is from RefSeq and is a predicted model, not a curated record. The transcript has 4 exons. NCBI's taxonomy places the organism in Eukaryota, Metazoa, Mollusca, Gastropoda, Lepetellida, Haliotidae. Gene Ontology annotation, molecular function: nucleic acid binding; zinc ion binding.
AUGUGUCAGUUCAGCACAUCCUCAGUUGUGUACAACUGCGGAUAUGAUGAGUGCUACCGCUGCCACCGUCCAGGACACUGGGCCCGAGAUUGUCCUGAUGACCGGUCCUUCGGACCACGGAGGUCAAGUAGAAGCAGUCGAUACAGGUCACCAUCACCAAGGAGGAGAAGGGGGAGCUACCGAUCCAGAUCUAGAUCCCGAUCUCGAAGAAGUCGGAGUCGAGAGAGGAAGAAGAGGAGUCGAAAUCGCAGCCGAAGCCGUGACAGACGCAGUAGUCGCCACAGCAGCAGAAGCAGAAGUCGUAGCAGGGACAAGAAGAGGAGAGCAUCACGGAGUCGUUCUCGAAGCAGGUCUGAAAUAAAAUCAGUCGGUAAGUCUAAAAGUCGCUCUAAAUCCCGAAGUCGUUCAAAAAGUAAAUCUGUGGAACAAACAAAUGGUGAGCAAGAUGAUCGGGGUGUUUCCGAUGCCUCUAGAGCCUCAUCCCCUGCAAGAAGCGAAAAAGAAAGGAGUGGUUUUCCAAGUCCUGCUGAUGAUUGA